This is a messenger RNA of Chara braunii, 802 nucleotides long. The record is from the annotation of a GenBank genome assembly. NCBI's taxonomy places the organism in Eukaryota, Viridiplantae, Streptophyta, Charophyceae, Charales, Characeae.
GUUUGGAAAUUAUUGCCCCCGACACCGAUCUCAAGUGCGUUCGGAGAGUGUAUGCGUGAGAUUAUUGAGAGUGUGCCGAGGACGUGCGACACGAAGAGUAAAGACUUAACAUUUUCAGACGUUGUUGCUAUGGAUGAUGAAAAUCAAGAAAGAGACGACGGAACGAGGGACAAGAAUCAAGUGUGUGACGAAAUCAUGACAGGUGUUGCUCCUUUCGACACUAUAUGUGAUGUUGGUAAGGACAUAACGACAUUUCAGAACGAAGUGUCAUGCCACAUCGAUUAUCAUCCACAACAUUCAAUCGGGAAGGUGAGGAAGUUGUCGAGGAACACCAUUGAUGAGAUAUCGGACAAGGAGAAAGACGAAGUCAAUGAGAGUAUGAACGUGACGAUAACGGAGAACGACAGAGCAUUGAAGCCAAAAGUGAAGAAGGUGAACAUGUUAAAGUCAAGUGGUGUAAAUAUCGUAAAUGAUGAGAAGGCGGUGCAAGAGGAGACAAGUGGAGUCAAUGGAGAUAGGAAUUCGAGAUCAUUGAGAAAUGUAAUUUCACUCACUAAUGAAAGGGUUUCAUUGGAGACAAAAAAUGAUGGGGACAAAAACUCUCAAAUGAUUUCACAUCUUCAUGAGGAUGAACAUUUCGGAGUUGAGAACCGGACGCUACCACCUUUGACUUUGAACACCGUUGCUGAGUAUUUUCUUUUCAAUUAGCGUCCCUCCCACACAGAGUCUUUUUUUAUCAGGAUGGAUGAUGUUGAGUCGCUGGGAUCGGCAAGGUGGCUGACAACAAAUAUUGUUGACGUUC